This is a messenger RNA of Manis javanica (Malayan pangolin), 450 nucleotides long. Its product is annotated as hemoglobin subunit epsilon-1. Gene Ontology annotation, molecular function: hemoglobin alpha binding; oxygen carrier activity; haptoglobin binding. Lineage: Eukaryota; Metazoa; Chordata; Mammalia; Pholidota; Manidae. Gene Ontology annotation, cellular component: hemoglobin complex; blood microparticle; haptoglobin-hemoglobin complex. The record is from RefSeq and is a predicted model, not a curated record. Gene Ontology annotation, biological process: oxygen transport; hydrogen peroxide catabolic process.
AUGGUGCAUUUCUCUGGGGAGGAGAAGGCUGCCAUCACUAGCCUGUGGAGCAAAGUGGAUGUGGAGGAGGCUGGAGGCCAGGCCCUGGGCAGGCUCCUGGUCGUCUACCCCUGGACUCAGAGGUUCUUUGACAAUUUUGGCAAUCUCUCCUCUUCCUCUGCUAUAAUGGGCAAUCCCAAGGUCAAAUCCCACGGCAAGAAGGUGCUGACCUCCUUUGGAGAUGCUAUUAAGAACUUGGACAACCUGAAGAACACCUUUGCUAAGCUGAGUGAGCUGCACUGUGACAAGCUUCACGUGGAUCCUGAGAACUUCAGGCUCCUGGGCAAUGUGCUGGUGGUUGUUCUGGCUUCUCACUUCGGCAGGGAAUUCACCCCUGAUGUGCAGGCUUCCUGGCAGAAGCUGGUAGCUGGUGUUGCCAAUGCCCUGGCCCACAAGUACCACUGAGUCCUC